Neltuma alba is the source of this 897-nucleotide messenger RNA. RefSeq lists its product as uncharacterized. Bases 143 to 790 code for a protein of 215 amino acids. NCBI's taxonomy places the organism in Eukaryota, Viridiplantae, Streptophyta, Magnoliopsida, Fabales, Fabaceae. The record is from RefSeq and is a predicted model, not a curated record. The transcript has 7 exons.
GCAACUGUCAAACGGGACUACGGGACUCACCGCUGCCUUUGAAUUUGAAUAUGGUAAUGGAUGUGGAAAGGCCACGUAGAGGCCGAAGCAGCCAUGUGCCUAUUCCUUUUUACACAUCCUGCCUUCUGAAGUUUCUCUACUCAUGAGGAAUUCAAUUUCUCAGCUCCUUUUCUACCGCCAAAACAUAUACCGUUUGGCUUGCAACAGAAUUUCUUCAUCCUCAAUAAUGGAGAAAGUUUCAGCGGAUGCGGGUGGAUACAAUCAGAAGACUCAGGCAAAUUUUAAAGAAGCUUCCGAUGAUAAUUCAAUGAAACGCAUGUCUGAUGACAUAAUGCCUCACAUCCUGCGUCUGUACGGAUCCUCUGCAACAGCUGUUGACUUCGAAAUAUAUGCCCCAGAUGCUUCCUUUGAGGAUCCCCUUAUGCGUGCACAUGGGGUGAAGCAAAUCAAAUCAGCAUUCUAUUCUCUUUCCAAGGUAUUUAGGGAGUCAAGGAUUGUGGAGUACAGUGUUGAAGAAAAUGUGAUCUCACCAGGAAAACAAGAGAUAUUAAUAGACAAUAAGCAACACUACAAGUUCUUGGGGAAGGAUAUUGAUUUGGCAACACUUAUUAAGUUAUAUGUCGUGAACGGCAAAGUUAUUCGCCAUGAAGACUGGUGGGACAAAAAACCACUCUGGAAUAAGGAAACAGUGAAGCUGCCUCUGCUUGGCCGGGUUGCAGAAAUGACCCGAAGGGGUGCAAUGCUGGCAACACACGUUUUGAUGAGGUUUGGGAGGGAUCCAAAUGUGUGAGUGACUCUACACUUCAGGGGAGUUUGUUUAUGUGUGUAUAGAACUUCAUCAUAUACCCCCUCUAAUCCUUAAUAUAAGAUCCAAUUAACUAAUUUAGAAAGAUUAAG